UUUAAUUUAGGGUUCAGACGUAGGGCAACAAACUGGACACAUUCUGAGUUGUCAGGACCCAGACAAUUACCUUACCAUAGUUUUGAAAACAUUCAUGUGUGUUAGUGCAGCAAGGCAUUUCAGUUUCAACACUGGGUCGAGCUUUUUAGCCCGAUUAGCUAUACCUCGAUCUUAAACUAACAUGGAAUCAUCGGCACCCAGUAGACACUAUGAAUUCGUGAGAGAUAUUUCGUGGUAAGUCAAUAAUGUACAUCAAGGAUAGCAAUGGCCCCAGUAUAUUAUCUUGUGGUGUACCGUUUGGCGUUGGUCACUGGUAGGUAACCUUUUACUGUGUUCGUUAUUGAUUCGAAUAGUUUGGUUCUUAGGCGAAAAGGCAUAUUUUUUGAUGAGUGAGUCUCUAGGUUUUGAGUUUGGGAAUUUUAAAUGACAGCGGAGUUAUAAACUACAGCAGGUGUGUAAAUAAACACUUUUAUUUAAGAAUACCAUUUCAUAUUUAUUUGAAUAUUAAAUAUAGUCUGAACUUUCAAUUCAUUUUCAAUGUUGUACUUAUGCGUAUAGGGUAGGGCGAGUGGCCGAAAAUGGAAUGAUCUGAUCUGACAAAACACAAAAUAGCGAUUGAACACCAUUUCUACGAAUCCGACCUCGUAAAACAAUUCCAAGCGCAAAUGAUGACUUAAGAAUAUUUAUCUUUCACUUUUGUUAAGAUAAGUAGUUUAUUACAGCUUUGCAUAUAGGCAUUUACUAAUCCCUAUCCACGUUAUGUAUACAAAUAUCGGAAAUACAGCAGUAGUUCUGAUUAGCUGCUUAGUGUUAUAGAAAUUGCAAACAUUUUGUUCAGAAGCGAUUCUCGUUUGUAGCAGAAUUCAGAGCAUUUAUUUGUGACUGCUAUGAACUUAAUGGUUUUUCAAAAUACGCACAAAGUUCUUAGAUGACAUUAGGUUUCUAUAGGAUAUGAACAAACUAAACCAAAAUCGAAUAAGGUAGGUGUGCACGAUCAGGUACAUAGCCAAUCUUUUUCUCUAGCGAAAAAAGCAGUGGUUUUUCUUCAAAUGUAACGGACCCUUCGUCAUCCACAACCAAUGAUGGCAUAAGAAAAUUAUCACAAACGCUUAUUGAAACAAGUACUUGUGAAGAGAAUGAAAUUCAAAUGCAAGAAACUUACUUUUCCGUUGCAAUACAAGUGUUUAUACCAUUUUUAAUAGCUGGAUUUGGAAUGGUUUUUGCAGGAUUAGUAUUGGAUCGAAUACAACAUCUGCCUGUAUUCGAGGAAAUAACUGAAUUGGUCAUCUUAACGCCGCCACUUCUCGGAUUAAAAGGAAACCUGGAAAUGACUUUAGCAUCGCGAUUGUCAACGCAUGCUAAUUUAGGACGCAUGGAUUCUUUUAAGCAGAAAUGGAAUAUGAUUACUGCAAACUUGAUGCUUACUCAGUGCCAAGCUAUUGUAGUUGGGCUUUUGGGAUCUCUGGUCGCUGUGAUCAUGGGUGGGAUUCGAAGCAACGAAGUUGAAUUAGCGCAUGUGCUUUUGAUUUGUGCUAGCAGUUUGUUAACUGUAUCACUUGCAAGUUUUGUUUUGGGUUUGGUAACAUCAGGCGCUGUUGUAUUAUCUCGAUUGUGCCAUAUUAAUCCAGAUAACGUGGCGACGCCAAUAGCCGCAAGCUUAGGAGAUAUUACUUCGCUAGCUUUAUUAUCGUGGGUGUCUACGGCUUUGUAUGAUUGCAUAGGAAAGCGAGAUUGGGUUGCACCGUUCAUAAUCGUCGGUUAUAUUACGGUAAUACCCUGCUGGGUGUGGGUGGCAAAACAUAAUGUACGCACACGAGAAGUUUUGUACCACGGCUGGACUCCAAUACUAGGCGCUAUGUUAAUUAGUUCAAUGGGAGGUCUCAUUUUAGAUAUUAUGGUCUCAAAGUUUGAGGGAAUAGCAAGAUUUCAACCACUAAUGAACGGGGUCGGUGGCAACUUAGUCGCUGUUCAUGCUAGUCGAAUAUCAACUUCGUUACACAAAGAGCAAGAAUUGGGGCUCUGUUCAUCCAGUUUAAAAACAGAGGAAGAAUCAAUUAUUUUUAUAUCUCCUGUUAGUGGAUUUUGUGGGAAAGAAGCGCAUUCACGAACGGCCCGUGUUUUGAUGACAAUGGUCGUUCCAGGUCACCUUAUUUUCCUGUACACUAUUGUUCACAUAAAGGGAGGAAAUACGUCUCUUAGUACAAUUUUUGUGUUAGCAUAUUUGUGUGCGGCAGUAGUCCAAGUGGCUACGCUGCUGUACGUUGCGUAUAUAAUGAUACAUUGGAUGUGGAAACGCAAAAUCGAUCCAGAUAAUUCGGCCAUACCUUAUCUGACAUCUAUGGGGGACCUUCUGGGAAUAUCAUUGUUAGCUCUAGCGUUCCAGUUUCUUCACUUGGUUAUUGGCAAUGAUUCCCAACUAGGAGAUUAAAUAAAUUUUACCUCCUAUGCCCUAUUUAUUA
Molecule: messenger RNA, 2459 nt
Organism: Photinus pyralis (common eastern firefly)
Lineage: Eukaryota; Metazoa; Arthropoda; Insecta; Coleoptera; Lampyridae
Product: solute carrier family 41 member 1-like
Exons: 5
Coding region: 1148-2428 (426 amino acids)
Biological process (GO): monoatomic cation transport
Cellular component (GO): plasma membrane
Molecular function (GO): monoatomic cation transmembrane transporter activity
Source: RefSeq, a predicted model, not a curated record